AUGGAGGAAUGCAGGAAGAUGCAGCUUCAAGCUGUCAGAAGCUUCAAGCAGGCAGGUGACUCGGAGCGGGAAAUGACUCCUUGGUCACCCGUGGAAAUGCAGGCACCUCAUCCACCGCACACACCUCCUGAAGACGCACUGCUGCCAGCUUGGGCCAUCGUAAAACACAACAAGGCCAAGGACGGCAUUAAUUGCAGGCGGGCGCGGUUCCCCCGCGGCCGGGGAGCGAUGGCGGCGGCCGGGCCGGGCCCGGGGGCCGGCGGCGCGGUGAAGACGCUGGCCCUGGUGCUGGAGGACGAGGCCCGGCGCGGCGGAGGCGGUGGCGGCGGCUACUGCAGCGGGGACACGGUGUCCGGGCAGGUGCUGCUGGAGCUGGCGGGGCCGCUGCCGCUCCGCGGGCUGCGCCUGGAGGCCGCGGGCCGGGCGCGCGUUGCUUGGAGCGAGAGCCCCGGCGCGGUGCCCGGGGCGGGCACGUGGGGGAUGGCGGUGCGGGCCCCGGGGCCGGGGCCGCGGCGGGAGGCGGAGGUGCGGUACCUGGACAUCCGGCAGAGCCUCCUGCGGGACCCGCCCGAAGGUGAGGAAGACUUAAUUCUUCUAGAUGGAAGACACGAAUUUCCGUUCAGCUUUCAGCUCCCUCAAGAACCUCUGGUGACCUCUUUUACUGGGAAGUAUGGCAGUAUCCAGUACUACGUGAAAGCAGUUCUGGAGAGGCCUGCUGUACCUGACCAGAGUGUGCAGACAGAGCUCCAGGUCAUCAGCCAUAUCGACGUCAGCUCACCAGCACUCUUGACACCUGUUCUAAGAAGUCAGGAGAAGAUGGUUGGCUGUUGGUUUUUCACCUCUGGGCCAGUGUCUCUCAGUGCCAAAAUUGAGAGGAAGGGAUACUGUAAUGGGGAAGCCAUCCCAAUCUAUGCAGAAAUUGAGAACUGCUCUUCUCGUUUGAUUGUUCCAAAAGCUGCCAUUUUCCAAACACAAACUUACCUGGCCAGUGGGAAGACAAAAACCUUCCGUCAGAUGGUUGCCAAUGUCCGAGGAAACCACAUUGCCUCUGGGAGUACAGAUACCUGGAAUGGGAAAACUCUGAAAAUCCCACCUGUAUCCCCAUCUAUACUUGACUGCUGCAUUAUUAGAGUAGAAUAUUCAUUAGCUGUGUAUAUCCAUAUUCCUGGUGCUAAGAAAUUGAUGAUUGAAAUGCCUCUGGUGAUUGGCACUAUUCCAUGUAUUGGAUUUUCGAGCAGAAACUCCAGCAUUACCAGCCAGUUUAGUAUGGAUAUGAGUUGGCUGGCAUUGACCAUGCCUGAACACCCUGAAGCACCACCAAAUUACGCUGAUGUAGUGUCUGAGGAAGAGUUUUCCAGACAUGUUCCUGCUUAUCCACCACCCAUUGACUGUGAGGAACAGUUGUGUUGUCCUGUCUUUGCUUACAUACAAGAGUUCCGGUUUCAGCCUCCACCUCUUUAUUCAGAGAUUGAUCCACAUCCAACUGAUGUAGAAGAAGUUCAGCCCGUUUCAUUCAUGCUCUGAAGAGGAUUCAUAACAAGCAUCAUUGUGAUUAAUGUCUUAAUCUUUCUGCUGCUUAAGCUGGUAGUGCAGCUAAAAAGGAAACAGUUUUAUUUUUCAAAACUUCAGUCUGUACGAGAAAGGCAAAGGAGAAUGGAGAAGGAGGUAUGAGCACGUUUGGUGAUAAAAAGAGAACCUGCUGGAUUAGUCUGCACAGAGGAUAACAGGGGAGCAGCUCAGCUUGGGAUACUUGAGAAGUACCUGAAAAUACUGAAACAAAAAUGCAUCAAUGGAAUGUUUUCCAAAAAGAGGAUACACUACACAAAGUAUGAGGAGGAGAUGUGUGGGUCUUCUGAAGAGAAGAGAAUUUAUAUUUUGUUUGCAGUGCUCUGGAAGAAUGUACAUAGGGAUGUCGAGAACUCCUGUAGUAGAACAGAAGGUGGGGUAAGAAAACAUUUCCAAAAGAUUCCGGUGUUCAGGGGUCUUCAGCUUUGCACCGUCUGCAUGGAACACUACUGCAACACAGAGCAAAGUCUUCAUGUUUGAUGGGAACCUGCCCUUCUCACAACUGCCAAGUGGUAACAUUUCCUCAUUCAUCAUGCUCCUGAGGACACCCUGGAUGCCAGGAUGGCUAUUACGAAAUAUUAUGAAGGCAACCAUUUCCUGAAUGCAAGACACAAGUGUGAAACAGAACAGUAAACUUUGAGAUGAGCUUAUGCACUAUGCUUUCUUUCAAGGGAUUUCUUAAGGGAAUUAUUCUAACCUCUUCUACUGUGAGUUCUUCUUCUGCAUCUUAAGCCUAUGGAUAGCAUGAUAAGGGGAAGCAUGGCAAGGGAGAAACCUUUUGCCAGCAGCAGGUAUACUUAGCAAAAUGGACAAUAUUUAUUUAUUCAAAAGCCUUUAUAAGCCUACCUCUGUUUUGGAUAUUUACUUAUGGUCAGAUUUGAGACCAAAAAGUCUUGUUAAAGCUCCAGUAUACUUCAAGGUUCUAAAAGGGACCCUAAAUGGUUUCUGUGGUUAGUGAAUGAGAUACAAGGUGUAGGGAGAGGUGUAAAUAUACCCAGAAUAGACAUAGCUUAUAACUGAAGUGAAAGCAGAUGCUAGGGGAGCAAAGUCCUCUGGUAAUGGCACAAAGCUUUUCAUUACUCCUGCAUUUUUGUCUAAAGAUCUAUUGUCAGGGGCUGCACUGGUCAUUUGCUAUCUAUACUAUAUUUGUUGGUGUGUCCUUGUUUUUGCUGUUUAAUUUUGUUUUGGUGCAAUAUUUUAAUGUUUUCUUCCUCAGGUCAUUUAGAACAGAGAGAGUUUGUUGCUGCUAAGAGUGAAGGCACAGCAUUUACUUGCCCUUCUGCUGCCUUCAUUUAAAAGUAGAAUGUUUGCUUCCUGCCAACCAUCAAUUGGGAUCAGUAAACAAUCACCAACAAAUCACUUAGGGGAGCAGAAAACAGCAUUGUCAACAUGCACGUUUACAGUCCUGUCUUUGAAAUACAGGGGAUUUUGGACUACUAGAAAUACUCCUGAUGUCUUACAGAAGGGUUUGGGGUUAAAACCCGGUGCUUCAUGUGGUAAAACAGUGUACUUUCUGAUAACUGCAACAAUAGUAACUAAGUUUCCUUCAUUUCAUCAGUAACUGCAGUUUAAACAAAGUCUAAAUGUUUUUUAAUGAAAUCUGUCUUCACUUAAGAAGCAGGGAUUUUUCUACAGGCAUACACGGAUAUAUAUUUUUAGUCCUCUUUUAGUAUAACUUCCUUACAUUGUCUAAUUUCUAGCACUUCACCUCAAAUCACUUUUGCAUCAGUGUGAAAGACAGACUGGUGGAGAUUCACAGUUUCCAAACUGCAGUUACUCCUUUCAUUUGCAACAUUUAGUAUUGUCUUCUAUAGCAAAUGCAGCUUUAACCAAAAUUUGAGUGCAUGAUUUAGAAAGGGCAUUCUGAACAUUAUUAUUUGAGUCUCAAGGUGUAGCUCUCAUGCCUUUAUAUUUAAGUGAGGGCCUGCCCAUACAGUCAAUGCAGGAUUUUCAUUCACAUCAUCUGGAAAGGGAACAAGCAUCUUUUCCUUAAAACAGAUAUCAUUAUAGUUACUUGAAAAGUAAUUUGGUCGUGUAUUAACUUGCAUGGUAACAAUUCAAAAUAUUAGCUUAAAGAACAUUAGGUGCUUUUUUCGACUGUAAUACCUGAUAGGUGAUGUGUGCUACCUGGUAUAAUCAUGGUCAAGCAAACAGCAGUAUGAAGGGUAAAGAUGUGCUUUUUUUGGUUUUUUUUUUUCUUUUUCUAAGAUAUUUGAGUUGUUUUUUUUUUAUUAUUCUUUGCAGAUAAACUGUGGCCUUAGAUUGUUUGCCGCGAAAAAGUUAACUAUUGUGUGUUUCUUAGGAAGCACACAUGGCCCUUCAAAGGAGGGGUGAAAGCAAGAUCAAGUUCUGCUCUCUGGCACUUCGCUUAGUGCAGAAAUUGAUCCUUAAAAAUAAUUACUGUUUGCACAAUAAUAAGUUCAAUAUGCAGGGGCUUUGUUUUGAUAACUGUGAAACAGUUUAAAAGAGAAAAAAUUAAAAAAAAAAAAAAAAAGCUUUAACAUACAGGAACAUGAUUGUAUUUUGUACUAAUGAAUGAGCCCCAUGGGUUCUUUGUUAAUAAAAGUGUCAAAUCUACAUUGUGCUGUUCAUCUCUGGUUUGGUGCUAUGUCAAGGAGUACCUGUGUUCUGCCCCACAGCUCUCUGUCUCUGCUCUGAUCUGGGAAUUAUGCCUUCAUCUGCCACUGUUUUAGUUCCCUGAACUAUUCAUAACCAAGAACUGGAACAAAUUGAUCAAACGGGGCCUACUCCCACCAUAGCUAUUAUGUAAUAGGGGCUCUUACCCAUAAGGAUUUUGAAGGAUGUGAGCUCUAAUUGGAUUUCUCAUCUCAUAUAUUAAUCUUAGAGGAUAUAUUAUUA
Molecule: messenger RNA, 4425 nt
Organism: Hirundo rustica (Barn swallow)
Lineage: Eukaryota; Metazoa; Chordata; Aves; Passeriformes; Hirundinidae
Gene: ARRDC4
Product: arrestin domain containing 4
Exons: 9
Coding region: 1-1524 (507 amino acids)
Biological process (GO): protein transport
Cellular component (GO): cytoplasm; plasma membrane
Molecular function (GO): ubiquitin-like ligase-substrate adaptor activity
Source: RefSeq, a predicted model, not a curated record